Molecule: messenger RNA, 1359 nt
Organism: Fusarium oxysporum Fo47
Lineage: Eukaryota; Fungi; Ascomycota; Sordariomycetes; Hypocreales; Nectriaceae
Exons: 3
Coding region: 199-1170 (323 amino acids)
Biological process (GO): biosynthetic process
Cellular component (GO): cytoplasm
Molecular function (GO): isomerase activity
Source: RefSeq, a predicted model, not a curated record
GUUUUGUGGCAGAAUCAUGGCAUGACCCCAGUGCCCACUAACAAGGUAUGACACUAUCUCCUAAAGUCAAUUUGCGGGGUCGACAUGAGUCACUUACGCCCUUACAUUGAUUAUCUUGACAGUAAUAAAAAGUUCUCGUCAGUCCACUACUCAAUCUUCUGAUAGCCGACGAUCGAAGAUUAUCACACACCAACUAAAAUGACUUCUCUCACGAAAACUACAUACCAGGCCUUUGCAUCGGCAAGGGCCCAGGGCAAUCCCGCAGCUAUUAUCGUCCUGCCGAAGCCCGAUUCCAGCACGGAGAUUGCUGAUGGAGAUUUCCCAUAUGAUCUAUUCCCUCCGGCCUCAAAGCUUCAAGAGACAGCGAGAAGCAUCAAUCUUCCAAUGACGGCAUUCGCACUGCCUCUCGAUCCGGAGAAUGACCCGGCGAAAGCUCACUACGCCGUUCGGUGGUUCAAUCCCGUCAACGAAGCGCCGCUUUGUGGCCAUGCGACUCUUGCUUUAUCGCAGCACCUGUUUAGUACUCUCCCUAACGCGCCGCAGACACUGAGGUACCUCACCAGACUUCAUGGUGUUGCCUCGGCCUCGCUCAAUCAGAGUCCGUUUGAAGAUGCGAAGCUAGUUGGUAUUGAGUUUCCGGAACUGGUUGACCUUCCUUCCGUGGCAAAAGAUAGUAAGCGAUGGCGAGAAUUGAAGGGUCUCUUUGAAGCUGCAUCUGGUUCGAAGUGGGAGGGUAAUGGAGAGCCAGUCGGUGUAUUUGAGCAAGAUCAAUACUUCUUGCUUGAGUUUAGCCCCGAGCUUAACUUGAAGGCUCUGGAGUUUGAUGCCUCUAAACUGGCUUCUCUGAACGGAUUUAUCUAUAUGUUUCAAGUUUCGACAAGCCUUUCGGAACAUAUCCAUACUCGGGUGAUCAAUUGCAUCGCAGGAAACAACCAUGAAGAUGCUGCAACCGGUUCUGCUCAUCGAGCCAUCAUCCCCCAUGUCUUGUCAAACGCUGAGACUACUGCCCGACUUAAGAAGCACCAUCCAGACUUUACUGGAGAUACGCUACGAUCUUUGCAGCAGUCGAAGGAAGGUGGUGAAUUGACUGUUGAGUGGCUUCGGGAUACAAAGACUGUGAGGAUCAUGGGCAAUGCUUUGCGCACAGGCGAGGCCUGCAUUGAGAUCUGAGCAAAGCAGAGCGGAAUGAUCUACCAUUAGCUUGAGUCUAAGGUUAACCUUGAUAGAUCACUGAAGGUUGCAGAGGCUAUACAUGUCAUACGGUGUAAAUAAUAACCAAUUCUAUACAUCUAGCUACAGUCAUUCUCAAAUCGUAAUGUCAGAUGCGAGCAUUUCAGACUAAUAAAAAAACAAUUGGAG